Molecule: messenger RNA, 1828 nt
Organism: Ectocarpus sp. CCAP 1310/34
Lineage: Eukaryota; Phaeophyceae; Ectocarpales; Ectocarpaceae
Source: the annotation of a GenBank genome assembly
UUGUGUACCUGUCCCCUAUCAAACAAUUCAACCUUGCCCUCCCUCGACCCAGCACACCACACCAGACAGAGCAGCAAGCGGAGAGAGGGAGUCAGUCCACAGCGCUCUCACCGUGCAUGCACCUUAACCUAUAGGCAACAGAAGUGAUUGGAACUCUAGCAGGGAUGGGGAAGCUGUCCGAGUGGUUGACCAGGAAACAGAGGCCCGAUGAUGACAUCGUCAGCAAGGGGGUCGUGUGGAACGCGAGAGGAGAGAUGCAGAGCUGCCUGUUCUGCGACUUCGCGAACCACACCAAGGAGAAGGAGCUCCUGUACGAAGACGACCUCGUGGUCGCGUUCAGCCCGUCGAAGCCGGCAGCUAAGCAAGACAUUCUCGUGGUCCCCAAGAGGCACAUCUCGAACGUUGGGGAUUUGGUCGAGACCGACACACCAGUGCUUGACAGGAUGAAGGAGGUCGCGGUGAAGCUGCUCAAGUGCGACGCCUCGCAAACUCAACUCAGCUUCCACAUACCCCCGUGGAGUAGCGUUGACCACCUCCACCUUCACGCUCUCGAGACACCGUUCUUGUCGUGGUGGAACGGUCUGCGGUUCUCGGAGGGAAAGCCGUGGUGCGCGUCCUUUGAAGGGGUGAGGUACUGGGCCUCGGGCGCCGGAGCUCAGGAGGAGAAGGAGAACGUUCCCGAAACGAAGGACGCAGAGGAGGAAUGUUGAUUGGUUAGUUGGUUUUACUGUUGCGGCGGUGUCCCGGAGGGUGGUGUUGGCGUGCCUGACAUCCGAAGGUUACGCCACCGCUUGUCUUGCAUCACACGCGCGAUAGGCAAGAGUUUAUUUGACAAGUCGUGUCGGGUCCGGUACAUCGUUUCUUGGCGAAGUGAACAGGGGUGCAUAGCGGGCCCCGCGCCACGGGAACUUGAGACAGAAAGGACGCGUGGUUGAUUGUGGAUGAUAAUAGCGUACGCGGUGACGAAGAAGAGUCGACAUGCUGGCGCGGCGGCGUCAUGAUUCGAUUGCGUGAGUCGAGGAAUGAGACGACAACGUUACCCUUCGCUCCGAACUGGGGACGCUUGGGGUGUGUCUGAUGGGGGACCCCGAUGGGUCGGCAAGGGUGGGCACCCGAUAACUUAGUACACGGCGGGGCCGGUUAUCUUUAGUAUGCAAGACUUGCGUCGCUUGCUCUUGUUCCCUCUGAUUGUUCAAAUGACGUUCGGUUUGGGGCGUCGUCUGUGUGCCUAGCUCGGCGACAUCGACUGAUCUAGGUUUUAUCCAUCUUUCACUUUUUUAUGUAUAUGGUGGUUUUGUAUUUUCUGAUGGGGUGUGUGGGUGCGUGUGUUUUCCCCUUCUGCAUUGCUACAGACGCUGCUCUAUUCCUCAGGAGUAGGACAAGGGCGGCCCCUCUGUACCUUAGUGUUCGUUCACCGGCCACGCCUGCAAUAUCCGUUUGAUGGUUUUUCUACGGAUUCACCGGGGCAAUACCCGCGAACACACAGGCUAGUUGGUGAGUUGCUUGCGUUAGCCACAAAAACGCGUGUCCGUUGUUUGGUUUUGGAUGUAUCACAUCGGCGGGGGCCAUGUGUACCCCUGUACUCCCGGUGCUUUCGGCAGCGGUGGUGGCGUGGUUGCAGUCUGUGUGUUCCGUAUUCCCACGAGCCGUGUGAGUGCGCGCUGUGUGUGCCCCCCUAGUCGUUUCUUUACCCAUCGGGUGCUGACGUGUGUUGGUCCCUCCUUUUGAAAUUGGUGUAAUAGUCGAUCGGUCAUUUCUGUUCUUGAACGAAUGAUCUCAGAACGCAGAAGAAGAAGACGGCCUUUCGGUCAACUUGAGCUUUCGUCUC